AUGUCUAAUUUAUCAAAACGAAAUUUCAAUGAUGAAAUUCCACCUGAGAUUUUAGCACACAUUUCAAGUUAUCUACCAAAUGAAUGGUUGGUUCAUAGACUUGUUUGUAAAUAUUGGUCUGAUAUGUCUAUUUAUUACUAUUUAAAAUUGAAAAUGGUUUCUACACGUUUUGUUUCACUUUCGGAUAUGGAAAAAUUUUGUAAUAGUCAAAUAGUAUUACAAAUUUGUAAAUGUAGUUUUAAUAAUGUAAAUACUGAAAUGUUAAAAACUAUUUUUAAUUGUAAAUUAUUUACAAAAUUGGAAAAAUUAUAUUUAAGUGGUGAUUUUAGUUUAAAAGUAUUGGAAAAAUUAAUUAUUUCUCCAAAUUCAAUUAUUAAACAAUUAAAAAAAUUUGAAAUUGAUUUACCAAAUAUUAAAAGUAGAAUUAAAUUGAACAAGGUUUAUAAAAAAUGUGCCAAACAAACCAAUAAUCCAAUUUUUAACUAUUUAAUUUAUUUAUAUAAUAAGGAUAUUACAUUUUUGGAAAAAUCAGCAGAAUUAAAUUAUUUUCCUGCCAUAAAGAAAAUGAAAAAAUUAAACAAAAAUUCAUCAGAAAUGAAAGAAAAAUGGCUUUUAAAAGGAGCUGAAUUAGGAAAUAGUAAAUAUCAACAUAAACUCGCUAGACAUUAUAGACUUAAUGAAGAGUUCAAAAAAGCAACAGAUUGGUAUUUCAAAUCUGCUGGAAAUGGAAAUUGUUUAGCUCAAUAUUGGAUUGGUAUUUAUUACUAUUCUGGUGAAUAUUAUGAAAAAGAUUUAAAACUUGGACUUGAAUGGUUGUUAAAAUCAGCCAAACAAAACUAUUGCUUUGCACAAUAUGGAGUAGCUUACAUGUAUUGUGUUGGUGUUGGUACAUUGCCAAAUAUGGAAGAAUCACUAAAAUGGUUAAUCAAAUCAUACCUAAAUGAUCACAAAUUGACAUGUGUAGGAAGAAGUAUUGUUGAAUUUUUACAAUAUUUUGAAUUAUUAAAUCAUUUACCAUCAGAAAUAAGUAACUUGAUUCCAAACAUGAAACAAAAGUAUGGAAAUAAUUUUGAUAUUUUUAAAAUUGAAUCAACAAAGACAUGUAAAAUAUGUGAUCAAACAUGUUCAGGAUUUUAUCAAUCAACAGUGGAUGGUUAUGAUUCAUUUGAUAUUUGUGACGAUUGCUGUGAUUCUAGCAAUUUGGAGAAUGAAUUUAAAACUGAAAUUGGUGAGAGAUCUCUUUUUACAACUCAUUUUCUUGCUAAUUUUAUUCCAUUAAUUGAAUUUUGCAAAGAAAGAAAUCAUAAUAUUAAUUGUUCACAACAAUUUGAAAUAAUUAUUUCAUCUUUAAAAGCGUGUGUAAUAGAAAGUUACUAAAAUUGUAAAUAAACUAUUUUAGUCAUAGUUGAUAUU
Messenger RNA from Naegleria gruberi, 1413 nucleotides. RefSeq names its product TPR repeat domain-containing protein. The coding region runs from base 1 to 1377 and encodes 458 amino acids. The transcript has a single exon. NCBI's taxonomy places the organism in Eukaryota, Heterolobosea, Eutetramitea, Acrasida, Naegleriidae. The record is from RefSeq and is a predicted model, not a curated record. Gene Ontology annotation, molecular function: protein binding.